Molecule: messenger RNA, 1041 nt
Organism: Colletotrichum orchidophilum
Lineage: Eukaryota; Fungi; Ascomycota; Sordariomycetes; Glomerellales; Glomerellaceae
Exons: 3
Coding region: 1-1041 (346 amino acids)
Source: RefSeq, a predicted model, not a curated record
AUGUUAAAUCGCAACAUGAAUCAGCUUUUCCCUCCCAAACCGACCUUUACAGAAGAAAAUCUGCCGGAUCAAGCAGGCAGAGUAUUCAUCGUCACUGGUGGAGCAUUAGGCAUCGGAUUGGAACUCUGCAAGAUUCUCUACGGAUCCAAUGCCACAAUAUACAUUGCAACCCGCUCCAGCACAAAGAUCGCCGCAGCAAUCAAGACUAUCAAGUCCCUGCUUCCGUCAAGCAGAGGCCGACUCGAGUCACUCGUCCUGGACCUCGCAGAUCUGACAACAAUCAAGCCAGCAACUGAAUUGUUUCUCGCCAAAGAGACGAGAUUAGAUGUGCUGGUGCACAACGCGGGUGUCAUGAUGCCGCCGUCGGGAAGCAAGACCGCCCAGGACCACGAGCUGCAGAUUGGCACGAACGCACUCGGCCCAUACCUCUUGACGCGGUGUCUGGAGGAGAGGUUACGGGAUACUUCUCGACUGGGAGGGACGCCGAGAGGGAGUGUGAGAGUGGUCUGGGUCGCGAGUAUGAUCUCGCUCGGGGCGCCGAAGGGUGGCGUUGUUUGGGAUGAUGCCAAUGGUGCGCCGAAGCUCUCUGGCGACGCUAUGAGUGACUACAUGCAAGGCAAAGUCGGCUGCGUUUUUCUUGCGGAUGAGUUCGCCAAGCGGGUCAAGGAGGACGGCAUCGUCUCUGUGAGUGUGAAUCCGGGUCUGGUCAAGACAGAAUUACAGAGAUUUGCUCCGGCAGCGAUGGGCGCCGUCAUGGUAUGCCCCGAAAUCUAUGGUAUGCUUCUCGCCGUCACAAAGCUAAUCGAGGGCCAGGGUGUUAUUUUCAAAGGGGCCAGACACGGAGCAUACAGCGAGCUCUUCGCGGCGUGUUCACCGGACGUCUCGAUGGAAAAGUCUGGCUUGUACAUCAUCCCGUGGGGGAGAUUUGGCUGUAUUCCUGAAGAUAUUGCCGAGGGGUUCAAGGCGGGAUCAAGCGGUGGAAAGUCUUUGACAAGGAAAUUUUGGAACUGGUGUGAGAGGGAAACCUUGUCUUUUCAAUGA